Trypanosoma cruzi is the source of this 468-nucleotide messenger RNA. RefSeq lists its product as uncharacterized. Bases 1 to 468 code for a protein of 155 amino acids. The transcript has a single exon. Lineage: Eukaryota; Euglenozoa; Kinetoplastea; Trypanosomatida; Trypanosomatidae. The record is from RefSeq and is a predicted model, not a curated record.
AUGAGGCGGCGACGUGCCCAUCAUGGCUUUGUUGGCGUAUUGCGUCCCGUUCUAUCUGCACUUUUUGUAUUGGCGCUUCUUACUUUUCCUUUCAUUGUGUGGGCAUUACAAACGGACCCUGAGCCUGCUCUGCCGUCGCAGCCGACGGUGAGCAAAGUGAUCGCCCCUGCUGCCGCUCAAGGCAACAUUCAUGAGGACUCGUUAACAGUAGUGGUGGUGUCAUAUCCAAUGACGAGGCGAAGAAAUUGUUUGUUGCAUGUUUUGAAGGCCACUCUGUAUGAUUGGCCGAAGGAUGAGAGUCUUGUCCAUGAGGUGCUGCUCGUGUGGAAUGGCGUGAAGGAAACGGUGCCAGACGAAUUGCUUGCGUUGAAAUCGAGGUGCGGCAACCACCCAAUUCCGUGGCGAAUCACUGGCUUGUCGCCUCUCUCCUCCGCACCGAAGCUGUUCUCAACAUCGACGAUGAUAUGA